This is a messenger RNA of Dermatophagoides farinae (American house dust mite), 5824 nucleotides long. RefSeq lists its product as uncharacterized. Gene Ontology annotation, molecular function: calcium ion binding; laminin binding. The record is from RefSeq and is a predicted model, not a curated record. Gene Ontology annotation, cellular component: dystroglycan complex; sarcolemma. Gene Ontology annotation, biological process: morphogenesis of an epithelium; nerve development; axon guidance. Lineage: Eukaryota; Metazoa; Arthropoda; Arachnida; Sarcoptiformes; Pyroglyphidae.
UGUGUGUGUGUGUAUAUGUGUUUUCAUGUUAUUUUUUCUUUUCAUUUGGACUACAAAAAAAAGUCUCGUCUGGAACUCAUCUUGGAUCAUGAGUCGACAAUGAUGAUGAUGAUGAUUGUGGCCGCGGCCACAUCUUUAUUUGUGCUUUACAAGGUUUGAGCCUUGUUUUUGUGAUUCUGUGUUUAGAGUUUUUUUCCAAUUGCAAAAAACGAUGUGAAAUUUCCUACAUAUCCACAAACAUUGAUGAUACGAUCCUCAAUGGUCAAUUUAUAUUAUUAAAUUGAAAACUAUAUUUGACAGCAGAAAAAACGAACCCAAUUGCUUCAUCAUUGAUAAUCUUAUAUUGCCGCAAAAAUGAAAUUCUUAUCGUUGAAAAAAAACACAAAAGAGCCGAGAAUGUUUUCAAAACAUUCGAUCAUAAUCAUUCAAGACCAUAGAAUCUAGCAUUAUUAUGAUGGUCAACAUAAAUUUCAUUAUCGAUAUUGACUUUAAUAAUUCAUAUGAAUGAAUUUAUACUAAUGUAUGUGUUCGGUGAAUUGUAAAACCGGCCAAAAAUUCCAAGAGCUAGCAUUUUUCAUCAUCUCUUUGACUGCCAAAUCUCAUUUGCCAAGACAUACUAAUUCAUGAUCAUAAUAAAAUAGAAAUCAAUUUUUUAAAAUUCUAAACAAAAUAGAAAAAUAACAACAACGAUUGCCUUUUUUGCACAGAGAGAAUAUUCUUUAUAAUAAAACUUAUCUGGCUUCUAAAAUUCUACAUCUUUUUCAUCAAUCGUAUUCUGUUCUGAUCUCCCAUCCCGAACAUAUUCGUUUUUUCUUUACUAAUGAAUAAUGAUGACGUUUUCCCUUGAUGAAUAACUCAUCGUGUUGAGAUGAGAAUCUUUUUUUUCUGAAUAUAUAUCAUAACAAUCAUGGCUCAAUGGUUGGCAACGAUCACUUAAAGACCAGACCAUUCUUAUAUCAUCAAUCAGCUUCAAUUUUUGCUUCGUGCCAACAGCAAACCUGGUGUUUUAUUCAGUUUUCUGUGCAAUAUUCAUCAUCAAAUCCAGUCAUUGACUGUUAAUUUAAAUAAUUUACAGUUUAUUAUUUAUUCGUGAAGAAAAUAAGAUUGUGUAUUUUCAAACAAUAAUUCGCCUAACGAAUGGAGACAAAUGAUAAUAACUGACCGAUUUGACAACUUUCAAUAUUGUAGAAUAGUAAUUUCACAUAUAUUCAAUUUUAAGGCUAUCAAGCCAUCUCUAUAAAUCAUCAUUCACAAUAGUAACGAUGGUAUCAAAAAUGUCUUUGUCGUCUUUUAGAACGACAUUAUUAUUGACCAAUCACAAUAGGAAAUACUAUUGUCAUCAAUCAUUUGGAUGGUUGAUAUUCAUAUCAUUAUUCAUAUCUUCAUUGGCAUCCAAUUCUUUACUAAAUAGCGAAACAACAUCAUUGUUUGGUGUGUUCCGUAUACCCGACCAACAAGCAUUUAUAGGAAAAUUAUUCUACUAUCAAAUCGAAAUUCCAGAUGAUGUGAAAAAUUUUACUUUAUCACAAGCUGGUUCUUACGUUGAUUCCAACAAUCGUCUGCCGGAUUGGCUUUAUUUUGAUCAUAGUACUGGCCUUUUAUUUGGCGCCCCACAAGAGAAACGCAUUUAUUUCAUUCAAGUUGAAGCCAUGCAAAAUGGUCGUAAAUAUGAAGAUAUUUUUGUGAUCGAAACAUUGGACCGUCCGGCUUAUCUAUUGAAUGGCCUUUAUCGAUGGCAAGAUCAAUCAAUGAGACAAUCAUCAGCUUAUUUUCAUCAAUGUCGGAUCGAUUUAAAACAAAAUUUCUCAAAUAUUAAACAAAUUUUUGAUAUGAUCGUGAUCGGUUUAUAUCAGUCAUAUUUUAAACAUAGUGAUCAAACAUUUCAAAAUGAACAAACAUUGAAACAAUGGCUCAAUCAAUUUAAUGUACAAGCUGUUUUUGACGAUAUCAGUGGCCAUGGUUCUACCUUGAAUAAAGAGUAUCAUCUUUUUUACGAUGUCAAAGAAUGUGAAACUGAACCUAAUGGUAAACUUCAACUCGAUACCAAUAGUCAAUUGCUUUUGAAACAAUUGAAAAUAUCUAAUGUCGACUCUGAGUUGGUAAAAAUAACCCAAGGUCCAAUCCAUGGUGACGGUAAUGAUGAUAUACAAUUCAAUAUUGAUGCCAAUCGAGUCGAUCCUUCCAUAUCACUAAUGACAUCAUCAGAAUCGACUUAUCAUCCAGGUAGACAACACCACGAUUAUGAACACCAUCACCAUCGCUAUCAUCAUCAUCACAAUAAAAGAGAUCAUCAUCAUCGGCGAAAUGCUUAUUCUGAUGAUGAAAAUAUUUAUGAAACUCCAGCAUUGAAUAAAGAAAUAUGGUCAUCAUCAACAACAUCGAAAAUCGAUUAUUCUUUAAGUCAUUUUGAUCAAAUGACUGCAUUAUCACGAACUAUUAUACCAUCAAUGGUAUCACCAACAUUUACCGGUUUAGCCAGUGAUAAUAUUCAUGGUGGCUUUAGUCAACAAUUCAAUCGCAUUCAACCUACACCAACCAUUCAAACACAAGAAACAACUCGAUCCGGUCAUCAACUUCAUCUUAACAUCCCAUCAUAUCCGCAUUUGUAUCAAACGCCAGUAUUAGUCCCAGAAUUGAUUAGCCGAAGUGUAAGUUUGGCGCUUGACAAUAAUAACCUGGACCAACAAUCGCCACUAUUCACACCGGUAUUCUCAACAAGCACGAUGUCGAUACUGCAAUCUUCUGCAACAAUCGAUACGACUCAAGUGUUGGGUAGCAGCAGUGAUUAUGAAAAGAGCAAACCAUCCAUAGCGCCACUUGAUACAAAUGAUUUAGGAAAAACCUCAAUUAAUUUCGGAGAUGAAAAUAUUUUAAAUACAACUACGAGUAUAACAACGUCGACCAGUACAACAGAACAUUCAACAACGAUAUUGAAUCAUCGACCUUUUGUCAAUAAGCGUAUCAGUAAAUUAAGUAUCACUGCAGGAAAGUUUUGGCAAUUUAGUAUACCAGAAGAUACUUUCUAUGACAAAGAAGAUGGUAAUACACGCCAAUUGAGAAUCGGUUUCUUUAUGGACUCGGAAAUAUUGCCAGCUGAUUAUUGGAUUCAAUUUGAUAAUGAAAAUCAAUAUUUGUAUGCAUUGCCGACCGAUGAUAAUAUUGGCCGAUAUCGAUUCAAUUUAGUUGCAGUAGAUCUUCAAGGUGGUGAAGCAACUGAAAUCAUCGAAAUUUAUGUACGACAAUCGCGACAAUCACUUUCUUACACGCAUAAAUUUAUUUUGGCAAAUAUGACCUGGGAUAAUGAUAGAUAUCCAGAACGAAUUCAGGCUGUGUCGUCCAUAUUGCAAAGAAUGGCCAUACAAGUAUUUGAAGAGAUGCCUUCCGGUGGUCUUAACGAAGCUGCUCAACGACAAGCUCUAUUGAGACAUAUAAAUGUUUUGAACAUACAACAAAAUCCAGAAUCACUUCAAUGGUCAAUUACAUGGACAAAUGAUUCAUUACGAAGACAUCCAUGUCCUGUGAAUGAAAUUAAUUUGUUAUUUAGUCGCCUUUAUGAUAUAACAUUUCCUGAAGAUGAAUUCGGCUUUAUGUCGCCUUCAAAUGAACUUCGUUCGUCAGUUUCACCAGAUUUCACUAUUGAACAUGUAAAACGUUUAUUUAUCGGACGAUCGGCUUGUGGUAGUUAUGCGGCUGCUGUAGAUUCGACAUCAGCAUCUAGACACAAAGAUAAAAUUGUGUUUAGCAAUCGAUUGAAUCGAAUCGGUCCAUAUAGACUAGGCAGUGCAUUCAAAUUUCAGAUACCGAAAGAUACUGUUUAUUCGAUGACUCGUCAAGUAGAUACAAGACAGUUGGCAUUGUCAUUGGCACCGUUAGAACCUGAAAUUGAUCUUCCUGAUUUCAUAUACUUUGAUACGCACGAGCAAACUAUCUAUGGCUUACCAUACAAACAGGAACAUAUCCGAACAUAUGAAUUAAAAUUAAUUGCUGAAGAUACGGUUCACGGUAGAAGUGAGCAUGAUAUUUUUAUAUUAGAUGUUGAACAUGAUGACAACACAAGAGAAGAUUAUUUGUUCGAGGUAACAAUGAAUUUCCUAUAUCGUAAUAUUGAACUUACAUCUCGAUCGCAGCAACGUUUGACAUCAAAAGAUUUUUAUGAAGUUGCACAUGCAAUAUCAACACGUUUGAUGGGCAAUUCUAAUCUGGAAGCUUUUCGUAUGUUGGACAUCAGUCGAUAUCGUUUUACCAAAAUUGCCGAACCUAUUGAACAUUUACCUUAUAACAGUAAUAAUCUAUUGGAAAAUUAUGAAGUUACUUCGAAUUCAUUGUUACUCGAGGAUGACAUUGAAAAGAAUGUUGAAAAUCACUUAUCAGAAAGCAAACAACAGGUCAAGCGUCAUUUACAUAAUCAUCAUCAAAAUAGAAUAUGGAAUCAUCAUCAUGAGACAAGUUUAAUUAGGCCGGUUAGAUCUAUCAAUAAUCUUCAAAGUGAUUAUUUCUAUGAAUUUGUUUGGACCAAUCGUACAUUAGUGACCAGUUAUUCACAUUCCCAGAACGUCAUCGGUGGUGGUUCAAUAUUUGAGACCAAAACUUGUCCUAAAAGUGUCAUCCAAGAAGACAUUUAUCGGAAAUUAUUCCCCCGAAAUUCACAGGAAUUUUUGUCUAAUGUCAAUUUAAAUAAAAAUAUUACCAGUAUGGACGUUCUUGAUAUCUACAACCAGCUUUUCGAUCCAUUGGAAGCUAAUCUAAAAUUCUUAAGCGUCGAAUGGAUACCAAAAUCUGUUUGUUCCAAUAAUCCUGGCUUAGAAAACAGGGUGAUGGGUGCUAAACCCAUUAGAGAUACAUCGGCUGAAGAUGAUGAUGAAGAAGAUGAAAGUGUCGACUUGGAUAAUUCAGUUGCUGCAGCUGAAACUGAGGAUCCAACAAUCAGCAUAUCUAUUAAUCAUGAUGUCAGUGAAGCGCCGGAUGUGGAUGAAUAUCCUAAUAUGCAUUAUUUUGGUGACCGUUUGUUAGCAAUGUUGAUUCCACCUAUUGCCAUAUUGAUUGCAUUGUUAUUUGCUGUUACAAUUGGCUGUUGUUUCCAUCGUGCCAAUCAACGUCGUAAAGCUAUGGGUACGAUGGCACCAUAUCAUGAUGAAUCGCCUACAUUAUAUCGACAACGAAUACCUAUACAAUUGGAAUUUGAACGUGCUGGCCUACGAGGCAGUGGUAUUCAUCCUAGCGAACAAGAAUCUAUGUUAGAUUCUAAAUUCGGCAGACAUCCGGUACAUAUAAUGCCUCCAAAACUUCGUGGUGGUCCGCCAUCCAACUUACCGGCAGCUCAAGCUGCUGCUAGUCAUCAUGUCCAUCAUCCUGGUGGUACACAUCGACAUCCGACUCUACCUUAUCAAAUGUUACCACAACAAUAGUCUGAACAAUUCGGAAGACAAUUUUUAUUGUUGUUCGGGUGCCUUGUCCAUAGCCAACAAUCAAUAAUUAACGUCUGAUUGGUUCCCAUCAAAAAAAAAGCAAAGCCUAAACAAAUAUAGCUUCUGAUUUUGAAAAUUCAUCAUCAUAUGGUGUUCAAACGUAUUUCAUCGACUUUAGAUUUUUUUUCUACUAAAUCAUUAUUCUCAUUGGUUUUUCAAUUGGUUAACUUAUUCUUCAAUUUCUUUUGUUAAUAUGCAACUGUAUGAAUUCAACGUUUUUCUAUUGUGUAUUAUAGUAUUUUAUGUUCAUCCUCCAAUCGUUUUAUCUCUAUAUAUUGCUUUUUAUUCAAAUUGGCAUCUUUGAAUUGUCAUUUUGUUCAAAUAAAUUCGUUCCAUAAUAAUAAAAAAUCAUUAAACAC